Molecule: messenger RNA, 3715 nt
Organism: Leptidea sinapis
Lineage: Eukaryota; Metazoa; Arthropoda; Insecta; Lepidoptera; Pieridae
Product: protein draper-like
Exons: 6
Coding region: 51-998 (315 amino acids)
Source: RefSeq, a predicted model, not a curated record
GCGCCUACUGCACGCAGCUGUGCCCCGAGGGCUACUUCGGCGACCACUGCAUGGAGGCAUGCAACUGCUCGUCUCAGGGGCACUGGAUGUGUGACCCGGUGCGUGGCUGCGUGUGUCACCGCGGGUUCAUCGGCGAGCAAUGCGACGUGCCCGCAAGCGACGCCGUAGUUAUCGCACACGCGGAGAGUGGUGGCGCGAGUGGCGGAGCGGUGGCGGGUAUGGUGGUGGUGACAUUGGCUUUCGUGGCGGCCGCGGCUCUGGUGCUGCUCUACUACCGCAAGAGGGUGAGGCUGUUGAAGAGGGAGAUCGCUCACGUGCACUACACGGCUGACCCGGCCGCGCAGCCAGAGCAACAGCACUUCGACAACCCGGUGUACUCGUACCAGGGCUCGACCCGCAGCGAUGACUCGACCACGCUGCUCAACAACGGCGCGCACAUCAUUAACAACCUGGCGCCUGGUGCCAAGCUCAGCAACACAGCAAUGGAGAAGCUCCGGAUGACGGCCGGCGGCUCCAACGGAUCAUACGAUCCUUUGUCAUCACUAAAGAACAAGGACGCAGACGCUACCAACCCUAAUUUAUACCAUUGUAUCGACGACGACAAGUUAGAUCAUGUCUACGAUGAGAUAAAACACAAGGAGGGCUAUGAAAAGGAGUACGACCAUCUUAAUUACACGCCACCAUCAAACACAUGGAAGGCCCACUACCAGCGAAUGAACAAUGGUUUCCCGAGCACUAACUCCACCAAAUCGCAAAACACAAGCCCUAUUCUGCCCGGACAACACACCCCAAUUGUAAACCCCAAUGUAUCGAGCAACAUAGUGCCUGCCAGUAAUACCACAAUUGUGCCCAACCAAAACAUUACCCCAACCCCUCCAAUACCACCAUUGCCUAAAGUUAAUUUAACCCCAAUUCCUCCAAGACGUGACGAUAUAGAAGUACCAAUACCACCAAAAAGGGAUGAUGCAGACCAAUUUAGCGACGACGAGUUGCCUUGAAGAGUUGGGCAAUAGAUAUGCAACUAUAGAUAUAAUAAAUAGGUAUCUAAUGGUCAGAGAGAAGUUAAAAUUGCAUAUUAUAGUAUAUUAAUGUUAUUAUACUUUGUAUAUAUUAGAAUACUCAUAUUUUUACGAUCUAAUGUCCUGCAUAUUUAUAAUCUCAUUUAACUGGAUGAAUUACAAUCUAUGAAUUCAAUUUUAAUUUAUUAUGCAGCCUUGGGGCUAUGUUUCACCGUGGUGUCCAUAAGUAACCAAACUAGACACCAUAUAAACACCAGCUCGGCUGGUCGCGCUACCAAACGGACACCAGAUCAGUAACUCUCUCUAGAGCUUUAUACAUUUUGAUAGUAGUGGCGACUGGUUGCGCCAUCGUGGUGUCCCGGUGAUAUAUAUGCCUUAAUUAUAUUUCUUUCAUAUUUUUGUUCUAAUUUCACAUAUAUUAUGACUUUUAUAUUCUUAUGUCUUUUAUCUGCCAAUUUCUUUAGCAGCUUUUUUAUGCAUAAAAUGAUCGAGUAAAUCGUAAAUUAUUCUUAUUCCUGUCUUUUGACCACGUAUUAAAUUGUCUUCCCUAAUUGCUCAUUGUGUUCCAAUUGUGUAAAUAUAAUAUUAUUAUUCAAGUAUAAAUAUAUUUACGAAUCCUCUAGUAGUUGCCAUGAAUAAUAAAAUAGUUUAACUAAUGAAUGAUCAUGACGUUAGUUGUAUAUUUUAUAAACUCUGACCCCACCUUUACUUUGAUCCUACCACAACAGUUUUCAUUAUGUUUAAAAGUGUAACUGAAGCAAUAAUUUAAAGAAAAUAAAGAGGUAUAGAAACCUACGAUGCGACAAUAAACGUGUGGUUACGACAAAUUUAUUUGUAAAAUGACGUAAAUAUUGAAAUGUGAAAAUUAACGAUACACGUAACGUUACGUACAAAAUGGCGUCGAUAGAUCUGUUUUCACCCAAGUGAAUUCAGUUUUAUUUUGUAUUAAGUAUGUCAUUAAAUGGGAAUAGGUGAGUCUUUGGAGAAUGUUCGAUUAUUUUUUUUAUAACGUAUUUUAAAUGUUAGUAUUUUGAUAAUUAGUUUUAAGUGUUUAAUUAAGAUGCGUGUAGAUCUCACGUUAAAUUUGUUGUGUUCUAUUGUAUUUAUGUAACAUAUUUUAUUAUAUCUGAAGCUGAUAUAUGUAGCUCAGCUGACGGUUUACAAGUUAGGGAUCGUAUUCAACAACAUCAAUGUUGCUUAAAUUGCUCAUAGAUUUAUAUGUUUUCGAUAGUUUAUUAUAUUUGUAAAACCAUAUAGAAAACUUAUCUUGGGUAGAAAAAAAAUGAAAUAAUGGUGGAGUUAUUUACGCGUUUAGAAUUUACAAGCUUCUUGGAAUGGAAGGCCCAUCGUAGGAACAAUGCUCUCCGGAGUGUUAACUUCUCGAAAUCGCACAACACCGAAAGGUAAAUUAUACCUGGACAACAAACCCGAACUCUUAACGACAAUGUCUCUAGCGGCAUGAUAAUAUAUAAUCAGAAGAAUACACAAAUGUGCCCCACAAAAAAAUUACCCCCAAUAUCUCCGAUACCACCUUUGUUUAAGUACAUUUUAUACAAAUUUCUCCUUCCUUCUUAACACACUUAUGUGUUUAACAGCGCUACUGGUUUGGAAAUAAAAACACAUACGCUGAUACUUAGCUCUAAAUAUGUAAAAUCAUACCUACUACUAUACUUGUAUUAUGUCCGGAAUCCUUACUCCGCUAACCGUAAACUCUACCAGUCUUGGAUUUGUGGCGAAACUCACAAGAAACUUUUUUCCACUGAGAUUGCGCUCGUCACCUUGAGACGUCAGAUAUUAAGUCUCAUUUAGCCAAUAAUUUCACUACCUACGGUGUCUUUCACACCGGAACACAAUUAUGCUUACACAUAACUGCUUCACGGCAGAAAAAUGAGCCGUUGUGGUAUACAUAAUCUAGCCGGCAUCCUGUGCAAAGAUCCUCCCACUGGUAAAUGCCCUUAGUGUAGUCUUACGACAUCAUUAUGCCUGGGAUUUCCCUGUUAUUUUAAUGCCCCGGGGAAGCACAGGGCAAUUAUUACAUACACCUUCCAAAAUUUAAAUAAUAUAUCUAACUCAAAGGCUGGAAAUGCUCCUGUGUUUUAUCUGAUGUUGCAAUACAUUAUUGCUCACUAUCAUGUGAUGACUCUUCGUUCUUUGUGCCUUGUUUUCUGAGUAAAAACUAAUUUCGCCCAGUUUUAAUCAGGCAGUUAACAGUGUUUUUUUUUCUUAUAAUAUAAAUCAUGGAGACGUAAAUCUGCAGUACAAUAUUGAUGUUGUCGGAUAAUUUUCCUACCAUGCAGUGAGCCUUACGCUGUAGUGUAAACGUCUAAGAUAAAAUACGUGCGUUCAACAAUAUUGAUACAACACAAUUAUGGGUUUUUAUUGAUACUUUAAACUUAAGCAAUUGGAAAUCAAUUUAUAUAGAAAUUGUAUUAUUAAAAUAAUGUACUUUUAUAUUUUCCUCACUUUAUCAUACGGAGUUUAAAAAAAAACAAUUUAUAACAUAUCUUAAUCAUGACUGUACAUAUCAUUUACAUAUGUUUCUUGUCAUCAAAAUUCAAUCUAAAUAUUUUUUAAUGUGAUAUUAUUGUUAUAUAUUUAAUAUUAUGAUAAAUUACUUGUCUCAGCGAAAGUAUAUAAAAGCGCGAUCUUGUUUAUAUUGACAUUUAUACAAUAUAUUUUAUUUAUUAUUUAAUGGA